AUGCCUAAAAGAGUGGCGAAGAAUGACAAUUGUGAUUUAUAUGUGCGGCUUCGUGAUGCUAUCAAGAAGAGGAAUAAAAAAGAAGCACAGGAGUUAUUGCUCAACAACACCAUGAUCGAAGACAUCAAACGUAAGUCGGCACAUUCACUAAUUCAUUGGGCAAUACUUAAAUUUGAAGAUGUAGAUAUUCUGAAAAUCCUGAUUGAUCAAGGAGGCGACAUUUAUGCUAAAAAUAAUCGUCGCCAAACUCCAUUGAAUCUUGCUGUUCAACUCUUGCAUGUCAAAGCUAUCAAGUUACUUUUGGAUAAAAAGGCGUACAUCGGCGAUAAUUUCAAAUCACUAUUGGAAAUUGCAAUUAACAUGAAAUCCGAAACAGUUGUGAAGCUAUUGAUUACUUGCGGAGUAAAAAAUAAAUUAUUCAGGAAUCUUAAUACAUCAUUGGAUUUGGCUGUUUCAAAAGGACUGCCGGGAAUAGUUAAAAUGAUUGUUCCUCACUGUAGACUCGGAAAAGAUAAGAGACGCGUUCACGAAAUUGCCGUUUUGAUUGGAGGCCAAAAAUUUAAUGCAUGUCUCAAUAUUUUGCUUCAACAUGGAUUUAAAAUGGAGUCUGGAUGCGAAGAAAAUGACAGCUUUGUCUUCGAUUCAGUAAAACAUGGAUAUCUAUACAUUAUGAAAGAGUUAUUAACACUUGGGCUUAACGUUGAUAUGCGGAAUACAGGAACUGGAUUGACACUUUUGCAUACUGCAUGUUUAUACAAACAGCACAAGGUGGCAGAAUUGCUUCUGAAGAACAAAGCUGACGUCAAUUCCAUUAUCGAAGCCGGUACCUUAAGAUGUUACAGUUAUUCAAUGUUAACAAAAUUAGAACGAUGGCCGGGAAAAACAGCUAUAUACAUUGUUGUAGAAAAUGCAGAUUUGAAAAUGCUCGAGACACUUUUGAGUUAUGGAGCAAACAUCUCAUACGAGCCCGAGUUCGUUAGUCUAAUCGGUCGCGUUAUCAAGCAAAAUCAUCUUGAAAUCCUUCAUGUACUCAUCAAACAUGGAUUCAAUGUUGAGGCAAAACUAGCUAAUGGAAAAACACUCUUACAUGAGUGUGCUACAUGUGAAAUUCGAUCAAUGCAGUUGUUUUCAGCAAAACCUUCAAGAUUUAAGCAAUGCAUUGAGUACCAAGCCGCACAAUUGCUUCUGGACAAUGGAGCCGAUAUCGAAGCACAAGGGUAUGAUAGAGAAACACCGCUUUUUAUCGCCUUGAAAAGUAACUCCAUUGAAAUGGUUGAAUUUUUCCUCAAAAAUAAAGCGAAUGUUCAUCAUAAAAAUAUCGAUGGCAAUACUUCAUUUCAUGUGAUAGCUCAAGAAACCGGAGUAAGUACGACCAUCGUGAAGCGCCUCUUGAAGUAUGGAGUAAACGUCAACGAGCUUAACCCCCUUGAUAUCACUCCUUUCCAGUUUGCAUGUUCAAAGUGGAGUGCCAAGGUGAUCGAAAUUUUAAUCAAUCAUGGAGGAGAUAUAAAUUGGAUAAAUCAAAAUGGUCAAAAAGCUCUUCAUUUUGCUGCUGCAGGUCAAGACUUUGAAAUCAUCGAACUAUUGUUGACGAAAGGAACUUGUCCAAAUGAUCGAGAUUACUCUGAUAGAACACCAUUACAUAUUUUAUGUAAUCAGUUGGCAUGUCCGCGUGCAGAAGUGCUGAAACUAUUUUUACAAUACGGAGCGGAUAUUGAUGCUUUAGAUAUCCAUAAGAAAACACCACUUUUUUAUGCCUGUAAAAGAGGACAUUUAAAAGCAGUAAAAGCACUUCUCGCUCAUCAUGCUAAAGUCAAUCAUGUAGAUGUAUUUGGAAUGACUCCUGUUUACGUUGCUGCUGAAUGCUCUACAGAAGUAGCCCGAUUUUUGAUGAGCCGAAAGACAACAAUUACCAAAUUUAUCACUCAAGAAGGAAAAACAUUACUUCAUGCUCUCGUUGAAGAAAAACGUCACACUCUCAUCGAGCAGUUUAUGAACAUCCUUAAUGUUCACAUUGAUGCUGUCGACAAUUUUGGAAAAACACCACUUCACUAUGCUGCUGCUGCAAUUCAGGAAAAAACUGUAAUAACUUUAUUACAAUAUGGAGCUGAUAUAAACAUUACCACCAAUCAGAAGCCUACCAUUCCAAUGUACAUUUAUGCAAGAGUGGUUAAAAUUCAUCAAGAUCUCACUCAAGUAUUAAAUAAUAUUCAUGAAAACUGGAAUGAACAUAAUAACUACAUACUAGUAAGAAGACAAUACAUUCCUUAUUGGAAGAAGUUGAGAUAUUACAAGAGAAUUAUGUCUAUUCUGAGGCAACAUCUUAUUAAACUGAAAACUGCUCAUAUGAGUAUUCAUCCUCAAAAUGUACGUUUCAGUAUUAACGACCAUACAAAUACAGAUGUAUAUAAUGAUGACAUUGAAAUCGCUAGUUUAGAAGCUUACGAAUUAAUAUGUAAAACUGAAGUUGAAAAUUUGCAGAUGACCAACAUUCCAGACACUAAUUUUUGCUUGCAUGACAUGUUAAUAAUUGAUAUACACAUUCUUGCUAGUCAUAUUGAUCUCGAAAAGAUUAAACUAUUUUUAAAGCAAACUCAUCUCUCUACAUCUUUUCCAAUUUAUAUAGAUCUUAUAAAAUAUCGUUUAUCAAAAGCUUUGAGGAGAAAGAAGUUGUUGAGUAUUGCUCGUAAUUGUUCUGAAUCCAGUAUCUUUUUUGGAUUACCAGCAUUUUGUACUAAUCAGAUAUUUAGUUAUAUUAGCAACAACGAUAUGGAGAACUUCAAUCAAGCAAUAGGAGUUACUAAAUUUAUGUCCAAUUCAGAAAGAGAUAAUUCGAAAAUAUUAUUAGAGACGCAGUCUACACAAUUUUUAAGACAACUUACAUGUACUAGAGCUGCUGAAUCAGAUGAACCAGAUGAGAAGGUUGUGAAAAAACUUAAAACGGAUGAAUGA
Molecule: messenger RNA, 2952 nt
Organism: Chelonus insularis
Lineage: Eukaryota; Metazoa; Arthropoda; Insecta; Hymenoptera; Braconidae
Product: putative ankyrin repeat protein RF_0381
Exons: 1
Coding region: 1-2952 (983 amino acids)
Biological process (GO): positive regulation of transcription by RNA polymerase II
Cellular component (GO): nucleus
Molecular function (GO): protein binding; transcription cis-regulatory region binding
Source: RefSeq, a predicted model, not a curated record